This is a messenger RNA of Telopea speciosissima, 837 nucleotides long. RefSeq names its product LEAF RUST 10 DISEASE-RESISTANCE LOCUS RECEPTOR-LIKE PROTEIN KINASE-like 1.2. Bases 34 to 837 code for a protein of 267 amino acids. NCBI's taxonomy places the organism in Eukaryota, Viridiplantae, Streptophyta, Magnoliopsida, Proteales, Proteaceae. Gene Ontology annotation, molecular function: polysaccharide binding. The record is from RefSeq and is a predicted model, not a curated record. The transcript has a single exon.
UGCAAGCCAUCAGCAUCCUCAACAUUAUGCUGGAUGGACAGAAUUAGCAGCAGCAGCCUUGCCUUGAUCUCCUUGGUUUUCCUAUUACUACUAUCAGUACUGCAAACGGCUCUAUGCGCGGAUUGGCGAUUUGAAGCUUGUAGUAAGAUCGUCAAUUGUGGUGGUGAAGGAUUCAACAUUAGUUACCCAUUUUGGAUUUAUGAUAAACAACCAUCUUACUGUGGCAUCCCAGGCUUUCAGCUGACCUGCAAGAACCAGCAGCCCACUUUCAAUUUAUCAUCUACUACUGACUAUAUCAUCCGUCAUAUCUCAUACGAAAACCAAUCUUUUCGGGUCAUUGAUGCCAAAGUCAGUAGGGAAGGCGGUUGUUCAUCUCAACUUGAGAACGUCACCCUAGAUAGCACUCCCUUCCGCUAUGGUCCAAACCGUGCAGAUCUCUUCCUCUUCUUCAAUUGCAAUCACACUCUUCUCCCUUCUGAAUAUUCAGUUCAUGAGAUCAAUUGUAGUUCUACUCCCUCUAAUUUGGCUUUACUCGAUGAUGAUCCCUUGUUGAAUCAAGUGAAGGCUUCUGGGUAUUGUAAUCCGCCAGUAAUCGCACCAGUUGACAGGAACAGUACUAGAGUAGUCCUACAAUAUGGGAAGUCGUCAUAUUACACGGAACUUUUGAAUGAGGGGUUUGAUUUGAUAUGGGGUGGUGCUUCUGAUUGCAGCAGAUGCCAAAGAAGCGGUGGGCGCUGUGGAUUUGAUUGGACCAUUUACAACUUCUAUUGUUGGUGCCCUGAUAGCCCACAAAGGGUGCAAUGCGGUAGUCUCUCUUCUCUAUCCACAAAUUUCUGA